Messenger RNA from Zea mays, 853 nucleotides. RefSeq lists its product as uncharacterized. The transcript has 2 exons. Bases 178 to 651 code for a protein of 157 amino acids. NCBI's taxonomy places the organism in Eukaryota, Viridiplantae, Streptophyta, Magnoliopsida, Poales, Poaceae. The record is from RefSeq and is marked validated.
GCUCUGCUCCGCAGCUCCGCUCCGCCUCCUUUUUAUGCGCCGCUCCUCCGCAAAACCCCUCCUCCCCCGCACGGCCGCACCCACCAGUCUCCCUCGCCCCUCCGCCACCACCUCUCCAAAUCUCGCCCAUCUCGAACCACAGCGCGCGGAGGGCCGCGUACAGGAGAAGAGGGGGGUAUGGAGCCCGCCGAGCGAAUCGAGUCCGGUACGGCGCUGGGGAAGCGGCCGAGGAGCAGGGCGCUGCCGCGGACGCCCAGCAUGGUGACGGUGCCGUCGGCGGCGAAGCAGGGGCGCCAGGAGCGGCGCGCCGCCUCGCUGCCGGCUGCCGGCACUGGGACGGGAGCCGCUGGCGCCAUGCCGGUGGGUUACUGUUACUACUACGGCGGCUCAUUCGCCGCGGUGGAGACGGCGGCCUUCUUGAAGGCGUGCGGCCGAUGCAGCCGCCGCCUCGGGCCCGGCCACGACACCUUCAUCUACAGGGGCGAGGUGGCGUUCUGCAGCCAGGAGUGCCGGGAGAAGCGGAUCGAGUACGACGAGCGCAUGGAGAAGACCUGCUGCUCACUGACCUCCAUCAAGGAGGCCCCGUCCGUGUCCGGCGCCAGCGGCUCCGACCAGUCCGGCAGCGGCGGGGAGACCGUGGCCGCCGCCUAGCCGGGGUGGCCUUGGAGGUGCAGUGCAGCGACGCCGGAUGGAUCGAUCGGCCCGGUAGUUUCUGCCAUGCCAGAGCGUCUGUGCAUAGUACAGCUCUGGCUCUGGGUUCCGGCAGUGAUGAAUGCGUCAGUGAUUUUAUUAUCAGGUGAUUGAUGCAUGUAACUCUGGAAACAUGGCGUUCUAUUCUAUGUCGAAACAAAAG